UGUCUGUGUUCAUGUGAAUCUUUUUCACUGGUUAGGCGACAGCCGGGGAGCGAGCUCCAUAAAUGUCGCGUGAGCCAUGUCAAAUGCUGCCCCAAGCAAGCGCUCGUUGACUGUCCCUUUUCGCUCCCAACAAGCAGCCAAAAAACCCUAUCCCUCAUCGGAUAGAUUCAUUUCAUGGAUUCAUAAUUCAUUCACGGGCUCCAGAGGGAACUUCACGGGAGAAACCUCACUAUUCUGAUCACGAAACUUCGAAAAACUCACAGAUUCUCGCCGAGAUUUCGACCUUCUCGGUGGGGUUUUUGUCGUAAAUUCCCUUUACACAUCUGAGAGGGAGAGGGAGAGGGAUUUAAUGCCCCGUUGCCGAGCACGUUGAGCUCCGACAGGUUGUUGAAUUGCUUUGAGGUGACAUUGUCGAUCCAGUUUUGGAGUUUACAAACUUCUUCAGAAAAGAAUCCCCUAAAAUUGUUCAAUGAUGGGGGACAACAUGGUUCCUACGCUCAAAGCUAUAAAGGGUGGUGGAGGAUCCGUCAAAGUGGGAACCACCGGGACAAUUGGUACCUUAAUGUCAAGGGAAUUAGAAUCUGCUGCAAAGUCCACAGCUCAACCUCCAGUAUCAUCUAGGAACGAAUCUCAUACAGAUUCUAUUUCAGUUUCUAGUGAUGCUAUUACUUUUAAAAGACUAAAGCCAAGAACUGUACUGGAUGAAGCAAGCAGCAGCAGCAGCUGCAGCCGCACUGCCAUCAAUAAGAAAAACCCUGAAACUGCUCGGAAGACUAAACACCAGAACCGAAAAACCCAGCAAAUACCAAUGCUCUACUCGGAUAAUAUUUCCUUAGACGGAACUCCUAGUAGAGAGAAACCUGAUAAAAGAGGAUCUUACAUAGUUGAAGUUGUGGACCUGAAGUGCGGCAACACAGAGAGGACAUGGGCCAACCCUAUAACGAAUAGAUUCAAGGAACUUGGUUUCUCAAAGCUUAUGAGAGUGUCGUCUAAGUCUGAAACUUCUCCACAUCAGCUCUCAGGUUCCUGUAAUUGCAUCUUGUAAUCGUGCUUGGCUGAUUGCUGUCUGCAACUUCCACCGUAGAACACAUACUUGGCACAAGCUUGCUUCCUCCUUUCUUCUUCUUUCUUGGUGUUGUUAUUAAAGAUCCAUGCUUCAGGCUUGAGUAACUACUCGUGGAGGCCUCUUCUGUUAGUUGACACGGGAGCUGCUCAGAAUUAUCUCGGCAGCCUACCCGGUUAAAGUACUCAAUUUCUUUCAUUAUAAGAGAUCCAACGGUUCCUCUGGUGCCUAUUUCAGCUAAAGUUGUUGCUGCCAUUUUCUCUGGGAUUGUUGUGGCCAAAGUGCUGGACUUAUACAUUAUUUUCUGUUUGGUUGGAUAGGAGGUGGGUGCUUGUGGAUGAAGAGCUGCCUCUGGAUCUUGCCUUGGUAGACAAGCUGCUCUGUAUCCUGGGCAUUCUUGAUGGGCCUUGCUCCUGGUAUACAUACUCACAUGUUGAACUCUUUAUCUAAAGUGAAGAGCAGUGUAGUUAUAGAAUUGGUUGGUGCCAUGGUCAUUGUAAUCAUGUGUAAGCAGUUGAAACAGUAAGUUACCUACCUCCCGUACAACCCUCUAACUACUAUGGGGUCUCAAUUCUGAUAUUUUCUUUCGUUGGAACCUUGGCUGAUUUCUGAAUAAUUGUUGCAUUAUGGGUUCACAAUAUGCUAUUUUCCUUGUUUCUUAAAAUUGUUUGAACAAACCCCCCCCCCCCCCC
Molecule: messenger RNA, 1755 nt
Organism: Diospyros lotus (date-plum)
Lineage: Eukaryota; Viridiplantae; Streptophyta; Magnoliopsida; Ericales; Ebenaceae
Exons: 2
Coding region: 470-1045 (191 amino acids)
Source: RefSeq, a predicted model, not a curated record